Molecule: messenger RNA, 3942 nt
Organism: Sander lucioperca (pikeperch)
Lineage: Eukaryota; Metazoa; Chordata; Actinopteri; Perciformes; Percidae
Gene: dcp1b
Product: decapping mRNA 1B
Exons: 10
Coding region: 248-2248 (666 amino acids)
Biological process (GO): deadenylation-independent decapping of nuclear-transcribed mRNA; positive regulation of catalytic activity; deadenylation-dependent decapping of nuclear-transcribed mRNA
Cellular component (GO): P-body
Molecular function (GO): enzyme activator activity; mRNA binding
Source: RefSeq, a predicted model, not a curated record
AACUACUCAUGUCUGGUUGUUUACUGUCUGGCUAAACAUGGCCGUUGACAAACUCACUCAUGGUAGUUAGCCCUCGAUAACUCUUGACAAUUUUAAAUGUACAAGUCUUAAGUUGCAAAGCAAUCUACUGCGCAGUUACAAAUGUAAUUGUCUUUUUACCUUGCUGUUGGUUUGGUUUUUAUCUCAUCUUCCUGCGACUCGUUAGCCGCUGAAGCUAGGUAGCGAGCUAACUUCUCCAUAGGGAACAAUGACAGCAACUUCUGCAGGUAGCAGCAGCUGCCUCACCGCUAAAGGACUGGACAUAAGUCUGGCUGCUCUGCAGCGACAAGACCCAUACAUCAAUGACAUUGUGGACGUGGCCAGCCAAGUUGCCCUGUAUACUUAUAACAACAGGGCAAAUGAGUGGGAGAAGACAGAGGUGGAAGGCACCCUUUUUAUUUACACAAGACUGGCAUCUCCCAGGCAUGGUUUCACCAUUAUGAACAGACUCAGUAUGGAGAACAUGACAGAGCCAAUUACCAAAGACCUCGACUUCCAGCUCCAGCACCCUUUCCUGCUUUAUCGCAAUGCACGGUUGGUUAUCCAUGGCAUUUGGUUCUAUGAUAAGGAGGACUGUCAACGUAUUGCUCAGAGAAUGAAGAUCCUGACCCAGCAGGAGCAGACCCUGGCACAGUCUCAAGGUGGAUGGUUGUCCCCAGGAGGAGUACGUGGUGGAGGAGUAGGUGGUGGAGGAGUAGGUGGAGUACUUGGAGGAGGAGGAACAGCAGGAGGAGGAGGAGGAGGAAGUGAAGCAAAGGCAGUGGACAUUAUUCAGAUGCUGACCAAAGCACACACAGAGUAUGACAAGUCUACAUCAGAGCCAAAGGAGAUUGGCGGCAGCAGUGUUAUUUAUGGAAACCCUAACCUGAUCAAACCAAUACCUGUUAAACUGAACACUCAGGACAGUGAAAGUGCUGAACCCAAGUCUCUCUCUCUUGCCACCCUUUUUGGCUCUCAACAUCAACAUCAGCACUCAUCCAAACCUGACCCAGUCUCUCCUAUGGUCACCACUGUGACAGGGCCAUCACCGAGACAAGUCAAUCGCCCACCUGUAGCACGUUCGCUGAAAUACGACGAUACAGUAAACUCUGGCAGAUGUGUGCCCUCCAAAGGAGGGAACAUCGCCAUGGUUGGGUGUUCAGAUGGAGGGCCCAGGGCUGUGAUUGGAGGACAAAUAGUCAGGGAACAUGGUGGAAAUGUUGUGGGCUUGCUGCCGUGUCCCACUACCGCCCAUCAGCAGCAGCAGAACCAGCCUCAGCACUGCCCAGCCAUCCAGAAACUCAUGCAGGCACAGAGAGGAGUGGGGGUCGUCGGAGGGGUGCUUCAGACCCUGUCCGAGUCCCCCGAGAACAGGCUGUGUGACAACGGGGUGCCGCUGGAGCAUCACCACCACCAUCACCAUCUGUACCAUCAUCAUCAGCAGCAGCACCACCACCUUCAUCAUCAUCAGCAACAGCUUCAGGCUGACCCAAUCAGGAAACUUUUCCAAACCCAGCCACCUCUUCCCUCCUCCAACCCUCCGCCUCUGCAGCAGAACCCCCAUCUCUCCUCUCAGCCUGUAAUGGUGGAUUCUGUGUCAUGUUCCCACCUUCAAGCGCAACAAAGCCAGCAGCUGUUUUUCAGCCUACCUAAGCCUCAACCAGAAGCACAGCACAACAGCCAUUCAGCUUUAACUAUACAGGGAACAGUUCUGUCUUCCCAGAUGUCUGGUGUGGUGUCUCCUCAUGAGCUCCUGCAAAAGCUCCAGCUGGUUCAGCAGGAACAAAGCCUAGCUUCCCAUGAUCCCCCUCGACUCUGUCCAGGACUGGCCCCUCGAUUCCUGGGGCCCACUCAAGGUGAAGGUGCCGGCUCAGUUGUAGACCCAGUCCCAAACCAGACCACAGGCACUGCUGGUCAAAAGGCUGCACUGCAGUUUCAGAUCAUCUCCCCCCAGCGGAUACCAGCCACUGUGGCCCCCAACCUGCUCCUCUCUCCCAGUGUGUUCACUCAGGCAAAGUCUAGUGGUGGGUUGUCAGUGGUUGCCCAGGAGAGCUGCCCUGCCCCCUCAACCCUGUCCAGACCCCCACUGCAGCAGGAGAUCAGAGUUCUGUCCAGAAGCCAGCUUCAAGCCACACUGCUGCAUCUGAUCCAGACUGACAGCUCAUUCCUGGACAGUAUCUAUGAAGCCUACAUCAGCCGCUUUGCUAAUGACUCCAGCAGCAAGUACUGAUGACUCUUCACACCCUCUGUCUAUACAUGCACCCUGUCCUGAGCUGUGAGGCUCAUUCUUCUACACCUAAUAUGGAUGUACAAUUUCCUCUUCUGAAUCUAAUCAGACACACUCCUCUGUAUCUCCUCUGCACUUCCUUCCCCUUUUUCUCUAGUCAGAACAAAAAAGCAGUUAUCAGAUUAUACGUGUUUGUUUCCAUAUCAAAAAAAACUUGUUUUAUCCUCUGAAUCCUCUGGAAAAAGAAAUUCUCUCAAUCUGAGGACCACUAAUUUUUUGGCACAAAUGCGGUAUGACCAUACAGUCUUGACAUCAUCUGUAGUUAAGGGGACAAUGUAGCCUAUACUCUCGUUCACUCUACAUGAAAACAAAAUAUGCUGCAACCCCAUGUUUUUCCUAAGUAUUUAAAUAUAGUUCCCUUCACUGUUUUUUAUUCACCAAACUUAGCAGAAUUUUAUUAUAUUUUUUGUUUUUCUUUUGUUAUAAUGUGUAGUCUUUACUCCAUCACAGUGGUCUAACACCAGCCAGCCUCCUGGGCUUUAAUAAACAAGUCUUCCUUGUCUAAGAACUAGUGCUGAAGGAUAUGCUCAAACUGACUUGAAACUGACUUCACCUAUGAACGGUUAAACGUAUUUUGUUUUCUGUACAUUUUGAAUAAGUAUGUUUAAAUGUUAUAAUAAUUUGUUUGAUUUAAAUUUACAGUUCUUUUAAAUUAAGUUCUUACUAGUUUGCCUUCUAAAGUGAGUAUAUUUUAGUAUCCAAAUCCUUUUAAAUUUAUUUUUUAUUUUUUUAUUUUUCUCUUUUUUCAGCAGACUAUAGCUAUGAUAAAUAUUUGUAUUGGUCACAGUUGUUUUAGCUUUACGUACAGUAAUGUUAUUAUAUUAUUACCAUGAUGAAGAAUUCAAAAUGACAUGGUAUCCAUCUAAAUUGAAGUAACAAGGAAAGUACAGGAGAUUGUUAACCUGCUACCUCACAGAGUUUGGAGGUGUUCGGAGUCGUAUCUGUGUUUUUACUAGUAGCAGAUUGUCAGUUAUGUAAUUCAACAGUUUUAAAGAUUAGAUAACCCAGUCAGGUUUUUAUUUCAGUUUAACAUAAAGGAUUUAAUCAUCACAGAAAACACAUUGAGUUGUUGUGUAUAUAUGCCACAGUUCCUGAACAAAACAAUUUACAGAAAUUCCCCUCAGGAUUAAUACAACUUUUUAUUGGUCAAAUGCUUUGCUAUUGAUGGUAAGUCUAGUUAAAUAAAUGCUUGGUAAAUGGAGAUUUAAAGCAAUACAAAGCAGCAAAGAAGGUAUAUAAAUAUCUGGUAAUAAUUGUUUGGAGUUCACAGGCCUGUUCAAAGCAAGUACAAUAGAAAUAUAUCAUAGAAAAUGCAUUUCCGAAAUACUGUCACACUACAUGUACUGCAUAAAGUGUCAACCAAUCAAACCCUUAAAUCAAAUUCCUUACUACAGCAGAGAAGUCAGUCAAUAUGUUAAAUUUUGUCAGGGUUAGGGUUUGCAGUUUGUGCUAAACUCGUAUGAAGCCAGACUAUACAGUAGCUACCAGAGAGUACACAAAAACAGCAGCAACAACAGAGAGAGAGAUUACAUUUCAGGAAAAAAAACAGAAUAUUUUUUUCCUAUUUUUGUACUCAAGCAAAGCAAAAUGUAUUGUUCUCAUUGUACAAAUAACCAGCAUGUUACAUUACAAUUAAA